AUGGCAGAGCACCGCUGUGCUCCCCCCGUCAGGGGGAUGUUCCCCUGUCUGGAUCCAGCCACGGCGGCACCAGCAGAUGGCAGGGUGUGUGGCCGGUGCAAACAACAGGAUGGCUUCGGCCUACAGGCCCACUGCAACAUCGCCGCUCAUCAGCUGUUUUCCCCUGCAGCCGCUCAGGUGCUCCCGAGCCAGUGCUGCUUUCCAAGCAGCUGCACUUUGCCAUUGGCCUGUGACCGGAUGUCAGCCAUAGACAGCCGGAUGCUGGGUGGACAGCAGGCAUGGCAGGCUGCCUUAGCCGUUCAAGCUUACGCCCUGAAGGAAGAGAACGACAGUCUCCGAUGGCAACUCGAUGCCUACCGCAACGAGGUGGAACUUCUCAAGCAAGAGAAGGGUCAGCUGUUUCGCACCGAGGAGAGCUUGACAAAAGAUCAGCAACUCCAGUUUUUGCAGCAAACGGUCCAAGGAAUGCAACAGCAACUGUUGAAAAUCCAAGAAGAAUUAAAUAACAAGAAAUUGGAACUCGAACAAGCAAAAGAAGAGCAUUCCCACACGCAGGCCAUGCUGAAGAUCCUGCAGGAACAGUUAAAAAAAAAUGCCAAGGAGUUGGAGACUAAUGGCCAUGACGAAUCUCAGGCAAAC
This is a messenger RNA of Pantherophis guttatus, 639 nucleotides long. Lineage: Eukaryota; Metazoa; Chordata; Lepidosauria; Squamata; Colubridae. The record is from RefSeq and is a predicted model, not a curated record.